GACUCAGCAAUAAUGGAUGAUAUGUCUGUGUGUUGUGUUACAGUUGUUAACAUUGUAUAAUUCAAAUUCUAUAUUUUUCAAGGAUAAAUAAGACAGAAAAAUAUUUGUAUAUGUAUUUUCUGAUGUUGCAUCAUGAGUACAGCAGUAACUUCAUCUUCCCCUGGGGAUCCCAAACUUGUUCAGGAGAUCAUAGACAAGUUGAAAUCUCAAGGUUUGUUCGACCAGUUCCGAAAGGAGGGAAUGGGCGAUGUAGAUACAAAGCCAGCCUAUCAGAAUUUGAGGCAACGAAUGGAAGGGCACGUGUCCCGCUUUUUGGAGAAGCAGGUGUGGAGCCCAAAUCUGAAUAAAAAUCAGUUACGAGACCAACUAAGAAAGCAUAUCAAUCAAUCUGGUAUUUUGGCUAGUGGAGUGGAGCGAAUCAUUGAACAAGUGGUUAACCCAAAGAUAUUCUUGGUAAUCAAACCUCGCAUUGAUGAAGUCAUAUGUGAACAUUUGGAAAUUGACUUUAAGGAGCGGCAGGAGAAGCUGCUGCGCAAGAAACACCAGCAGCAAGCCCUGGCUGCUGCUGCAGCUGCUGCAGUGGCUGCUUCAAAUAAUGCCAUGGCAAGUCAUGCUUCAUAUGGAAAUACCUAUUUUCCUUAUCAACAAACCACAUAUUGGCAACAGCAACAGCAAAUACGACCACUUCCACCAAGUACUUCACAGCAGUCACAGCCUCCAACGCCAUUGGCUCAGAAUCAACAGAAACAGACCAUACUGCCAUUUUCAUUACCUGAUACAUCCAAACCACCACCUGCAGCUUUUCUUCCUGCUACAGGUGGAUUUGGUCUUCCUCAGCAACCGUAUCCAAUAAUCCCACAACAGACCUGGAAUACUUCUGUCACAACAACUACUGUCUCAACUACUACUAGUUUUAAUCCCAUGUAUCCUCCCCACAUACUGCCACCAAGCGUACCUUUAGCUGCUGGUGCCCCUCUACCACUUAUGAAUUUUACAUCAGUGCCACCCCCAACUUCUAGUAGUAAGGCUAGUGUUACAAGUAGCACUACAAGUUUGACUAAUUCCAGUAUCAAGGAGACAGGUCGUGGUUUACUGGCUACUCCUAAUUUGUCUCAGGCAAUUGCUCCUAUAACAUUACCUCCCAUGAAUGUUCCCCCUCCAGUAUCACCUGCUCCUCUACAACCACCAGGUAUAGCAGCCCCUGCUUUACAUCCACCCGUCCUUCCUCCACUAAACAUGCCACCUCCACCUAUCACAGAUCCAUUAACUCGACCACUUCCCAGCCUUCCACCUCAUGGACAUGGUCCUUCUAAAGCUCCUUUAGAUAAUGUUCCUAUGAAAGUUGCUGUAAAAACUCCACUUCUUCCUGAUCCCAUUAUUACAAAACUUGUUAACAAACCUUACAAUAAUCCUGUAUUACAACCUCCUGUUGGACUACCAGUAAUGCAGUCUUCUCUGCCACCUAAUGUUCCUGUUCCCCCAUUAGUUUCACAACCAGCACUGCCUCCUUUAACUAAACCAUCUUUGCCUGCAAUUCCACCAAAACCUCUUUUGCCACAACCAGCUCCUCCUCCAUGUGUCACUGAUAUCCUUCCACCACCAACAUCUUCAUCAUCAUCGUCAUCAUCAUUACCAUCUCUACCAAAUCAUGAAGAUCAUCAAAGUUCUAAAAUUCCAGAGAUAAAUAGGGAAGACAUCAAUCAAAGAAUAAGUGAGCCUCCAGAAUCUCUCAAACUUGCUAUUGAAGAAAAAAGCUGGUCUGCUCCAAAACUAGAAGACAUUCCUUUGCCUCAUUUACCAUUUACAGUCGCUACACCUGAAAAAAACAAACCUGCUGAACCAUUAGUUAAAGAGAAAGAGACUAAAGUUCCUGAACAAACAGUUGAAAUAAGUGAAGAAAAAUCAGUUGCAGAAAAUUCUUCAACUGUCAAGAAUAACAGUAAAGAUGUGCCUUCCGAUGGUUUUGUGGAACAAACAUCUGCUAGUACUCAACCUUCUGCUGAUGUUGAAGCAGCUCCAGAGGAAAAAUCUCGGACAUACAAGUUCUCAUGGAGUAAGGGCAGCAUGGAAGGCGAACUGUCUGAUUUUACAAUCAGCUCUGUGCACACCAGUGAUUUGUCUUCUUUUGAUGAGGGAGAUGGUAACAUUUCUCUUUCAGAUGUAAACAGUAGUCCACGUCAUGACAGUGAUACUAAUCCUGACUUGGAAGAUGUUGCUGAAAAAGUUGUUGAAAAAACAGAGCCAAGUCCAUGUAAAGAGACUAAGAAAGCUAAAAUUCCUCCCAGACCUCGUAAACUGAUUUCUUUAUCGUACAAUUAUUCUGACAGUGAUGAUGAUGAAACACGGGAAGAACGUAAAGAACGAAUUGCUAAAGAAAAGGAAGAACGUUAUCUUCGUCGGCAGCAAAGACGAGCUGGUUUGGAAGCCAAAAGAAAAGACAGAGAGGAAGAGAAACAACGUCUGUGCACAAAGACGAAUGUUGAUUCUGAUGAACGGAAAGAAGAUUCAGCACUACCCCCAUCAAAAGUUGAACCUAGUAUUACUGUUAAAUCUGAGGACAAUGAGAAAAAGGAAGCUGUUGCUGUACCCCGUAAGAAGUCAAAGGAAGAAAUGAAAGAAGAGCUACGUAGCCAGAAGGUAAUGGAAAAGCGCCUUGCUCUUCGGCGGCGGCGCACCCGAAAUAAACGCUACACUUCUGAGGAAUUUACCUCCAUAUUUACUGAAAAGGGCCAAUCAUUUUCUAAUUUAAGUUAUCAAGAUAUUGAUGAAAGCUCUCCAGAUCAGCUGCCUGGUGAGAAUGUGGCCCAGUUUGAGUCAACUGAGAAUGAAACUGGGACCUCACAAGCAGUUGAAAUGGAUGAUUGCUUUCCAGAGUCACCCCCUACUCCCACACAAGAUGAACAUGACCCUGAUAUCUAUGAUACACCUGCAUCUGAAGUACUUGUCUCUGAACUGACUAAAAUACCAAUUUAUGAAAUGGGUGGGACAACUGCCUAUUCUGCUGCCCUUGGCCUGGGACCGUUAGACGAGAGUGUCCCCUCAAAACAACAGACUUCAUCAAAUGCUAACAGCAAGAGCACUAAUCCUGAAUCUUCUUUUUCUGGAACUCGAUGUACUAGUCCUUACAGUGAUAUUUCAGAAUCUUCUAAAGAAGAUUUAAUUGAUGAAAUGCCUAAAGAAAAGAAACCUAUUUUAAAGAAAAAGGAAGAGAAAAUAACAAAGAUUGAGAAACCAUCUCAAAAGAUUCCCUUGUUGGAUACUUACAGUAGUAAAAGAAAACCUAGCAGUCAUGGUCAUUAUAAUCUGGGACCUGCAGCACGGCCGCCUCCUCUCUUACCUAAACUGUCAGCAGCUGAUAAUCGCAGCCGUUCUGGUCAGCGCUACAACAUAGAGGAUUUAUACAAACCUCGUAUCAGUCAUCGCCGAACCUUGUCACCAACUGAUUCUGGAAGGUACCCGGACUCUGACCGGCAUUACAAUGCUCAGCGUUACAGCGGUGAUACCAGUUACAAAAAUCGCACCACACUUAGCAGUUUAGGCAGUUCUGCCAAGCGACGUCAUACAACUCCACCUUCCUCAUCUCCUUUGGAGAAUAGAAAUUGUAUUGUAAUGCCCAUGCCUCGAGCAAGUUCACAUCAUGAAAAAACCAAAAUGAGAGACAACUCUUUUAGCAGCAGCCAUAUUUCACAAGAAGAGCAGCAGACUGUAGAAUCAGAGAAGAAAAAAUAUGAAGCAGAAUUACUAGCAGCUGAGAGCAAACUCCAAAAACAAAAGUCUACAUUGGAAUCCAUGGAAUCAAAACAGAGAGUGCAACAGGCUUUAAAUCCAGUGAAAGACCGGUACCACUAUGAUAAAAGGAACAUAACAUACCCCACAACUGCUGCUGUGGAACCUCGCACUAAAUCACCACAAAGGUCUUUUGCUGAUACUCACUAUAUUUCUCCGGCUGCUGAAAAGGAUGUGCGGCGCAGUGUUCCAGUUCGUGAGAUAAUACCUGGUCGCAUGAGAGAACCUUUUGCCCGAAGUCCAUUGAUUUCUACGAGUCCCAUUGGCCUGCAUGAUAAGUCUCCUUCCCUCACAUCUGACCUUGCCACUUCACGCACUUACUAUCCAGAGACAGAUAGCAGACUUCAGUCUUCUAACAAAAGAACUCCUGGUCGAUCACCAUCCCCAGUAAGCAGCUUACAUGGUGCACGGUCACGGCGAAUCAGAACCCCACCUCAUGCCACUGAAGUUGACAGAGUUAGUCAAUGGCAAAGUCCACCUCGACGACACAGCCCACCAAGACGUCCUACUUUAAGCCCAACAUCGCCAAUUAGACGAAGUGAUAGAUAUCCCUCAGGCCAUAAGGUUUUGCUACCCUCCUCUUCCUCCUCCUCUCAAGGUCAGCUGCCUAUACGUGAUCUUUGGCGCCAUCGAAAUCGUUCCCCAGACAACACUGAUAUUGGACACAGAACUUCAAUUUCUUCAUCUUCUUCCUCGUCAUCAUCCUCACAGCUUCCAAUGAGAAGACGUGCUCCAUCUCCCACUGGACUUGCUGGUAGCAGCAGAAAUCGCCGAGAAAGGAGUCCUAUUUCUAAGAGACCACGACGGUGAUAAUUCUAUGUUUCAUUUCAAAUUCACUCCCCCAUAAUUGCAACUUUACAAAUCAACAUUUGGCUUCCGUCAGACCAAAUUCAGAUGGAGUUAACGACUACUCUCAACUUUUAGUUGGCUGAGUCACACAUCAAAGAUUUAACAUAUCGUUUUUCCUCCCAAAUGUUUCCCAACUAAUCACUUCAGAUUUCUUUAUCAUCCUUUACAUUAUUUUCCAAGAUGAAUUAAGACAGAAGGGUCUCAAAUUUACUGAGAAAAGCAGUCCUGUAUCUUUGAGCAGUUGUAUGCCAAAGUACUUAUAAAUAUAAGAAAAAAAUAUUAAUUUUAUUAAAAGAAAAAUUGUAA
Messenger RNA from Octopus bimaculoides (California two-spot octopus), 4941 nucleotides. RefSeq lists its product as uncharacterized. The record is from RefSeq and is a predicted model, not a curated record. NCBI's taxonomy places the organism in Eukaryota, Metazoa, Mollusca, Cephalopoda, Octopoda, Octopodidae.